Messenger RNA from Schizosaccharomyces octosporus yFS286, 3744 nucleotides. RefSeq lists its product as uncharacterized. The record is from RefSeq and is a predicted model, not a curated record. NCBI's taxonomy places the organism in Eukaryota, Fungi, Ascomycota, Schizosaccharomycetes, Schizosaccharomycetales, Schizosaccharomycetaceae. The transcript has a single exon. The coding region runs from base 1604 to 3568 and encodes 654 amino acids.
CCGGACUUGCUAGUAAGAACCACAAUAUGAUAUAACGAGCCUACCUUGCAAUAUGCAAUAAAAUAAACAAACAGAAGUAAUUAAAAUCUGGAAAUAAAAAUGAAAGGGUAUCCAUAAAAAUAAUAGAAAGUCAUAAAAAUUACAAAAAAUGAUAAUGCACAGCCGAACUAUCUAAAGUUCCCAACUUUCCUCUUUUACCAUAUUUUCAUUGGAAUCGUUUAAGGCAUCGAAUUUCCUUUGUAAGGAAAGACUUCGCUCACCAUCUGUUGGAUGGAAUGAAUCACCUAAAGAAUGGGGACUAAACUGAAUUGUUUUUGGAGGUGACAUUCCAUUUGGCAUAAGACUAUCGUUGCUUUCAUGUUCGAAUUCUGAAAACAUAGACAAAGCCGAUUUUGAUGCUUUUUCUCCAGGCGUUGAAAUCGUUUCCAUUUUCAUGGCAAUUGGGGAAGGAGACAUUAACGGAGAAGAAUCAAUGUCCAUGUCUUCGUAUUUCUUCCUUUCGUGGGGAGUUACUUGGACGUGCCAGUUUGUAUCCAGUACUCUAUGCAAUAGAGCACUACGUCCAGUGUGCUGAGGAUUGGCAGUAUUGAUCUUUCUAGCUGGUGUUUGCAAGCGUGCAGGUAUCGGCGUUAGCGAUGCAUUUUCCAAUGAGAGAUUUUCAAAGGUUGUGUCUUUCUUAGGAGUAGACUGAGUAACUUGUUCAUCCUUGACUUCUUUUGGUUCAAACGCCUCUUGUCUAAAAGAAGAAGGAACGUUUUGGUAAAACAUCUCUGUGGUAUCCUCGUUUUCCUCAAUUUUGGGAUCCGUACUGCUCAUAUAUUUUAAAUCAGAGGGAACAAAGUCUUCUUUUUGCUUCUCUUGCCCUUGAACUGGUUCUUCAACUCCAGAAAGAGAGACACUUGCGCUUGCUUCAAAGAAUUGCUUCCAAAACUAUUUGCAUUAGCAACUUCCACGUAAAUCAACCAGACACUUUAUAUCUUUAUCAUACACACCUUUGAUGACUCCCAUAUAUUAUUGCAGCUUUUUGCGUAGUUCUCGACGACUGGAAGAAUCCGAGUUGACACUGUUCGAUUGCAUUUCGCGAAAUUGGCAUCAAUUUCGUAUAAUGCCAAUGUAAUAGAUUGUUCCAAUCUUUCUAAUCUAAAAAACCAUUCUCAGUUAGAAUAUAUUCCUUUUUUCUUUCUUUAUACCUUUCCAGUUGACUCAUGGACUAAGCAUUUACGAAAUGAUUUUUCUUUCACUUCACUGCUACGGAUAAGUCUAGUACAGAUUGAAGAACCGAAAUGAAAUGAAGCGAAAGAAAAGAAAAGAAAUAGCUAUAGAUUCUUAAAAAAAAAAUCAAUGAAGAAUUUAAUCAUUUAUUUAUAUCUGUGUGUUCUACGUCACAUAACAAAGUCUCAUAUGUGAAUGUGUUUCUAUAGAGUUGCUUUGUUUUGCUUUUCCAUAUCUGUUUUAUUGAAUGUUAUAUUGGUUUUAUUUACGAAUUUGAUUUUUGGCUCGACAAUGUUUAUUUUGUUCACAGUUUAUUGUUGUUGCGCUAUUUAAGAAAGAUGUAAACAACCAUUAUACCUGUCUUCUGCCAGUACCUAAAGGGAUUAAAAAGAUGAAGAAUGGAUUGGAGAUUGGCAAAUCCUUUAGCAAUGAUGAAUUGCACCUGAAUGGCGGAAGCCACAAUCGACUAAACACUGCAUCCUCAGAUGGUGCUAGUACCGCUGUUCACGACAGACCUUCAAGUCGCAAUCUAGGACUAUCCUUCUCCAAUACCAAUCUUAGUACUGUUCCCCCAAAGUCUGCCUCCACGGAUGCAAGAUUGAGUCCAUCAUUCUCCAAUACUAACCUCAGUACUAUUCCCCCAAAGUCUGCUUCUACGGACGCAGGAUUGAGUCAAACUACUGAGGGUAAUUCAUCGAUCUUUUCCAGAGGGGCCAGUAAGAUAUAUCAAGCUCUUCAGUUUAGUACAAGCAGUUCUUUACCUUUGACUGUUGAAACUAACUCAACUGGCUCUUUUAAUGAACCAAUCGAUGACCCAGUGUACGUACCUGUCCUUAAACAAAUUGGAGGUUUUGAUGAAAUCAGGGACAACCUGGUGCUAACAGAUCCCAAUGUUGAUGUCAAAGAUUAUGAUGUGAAAUUCAUGUACCUUCUCAGGAAGUAUCUAUUAGAUGGCCCUGAUUGUGGUUUCGUUUUUCAACAUGAAAAGCAGAUGCCCGAUGGACCAAGAGUUGCAUCAGCAAAGGCCCAUGCUGCUUUAUCAGAAAAGCUAUCAGCUUCUACGCCAAAUUCAAGUUUUUCUGAUUUCCGCAGCUCUCAGGCAUCUGUCCGUGAAGGCUCUUCCGUUGGACCUACUGCUGAAAGUGUCAAAUCGGCGUCGACUAAUCAAAACACCAAGUCUUUAAGUCAUUCUGUUCAGGUGCAGGAAACGAACGAUCGUCUACGAGCGGUAUCUCAGCUAGAGGCCAUACGCGAGGAAACCUCAGCUUCAGUGAUGAGAACUGAAGACUCUAGUCUGUUUUUGACCGAUUCUGAAACUCCGGAUUAUCAUUUAGGUAAUGAAUCGAAACGCAAAGAGAUUCUCGAUUCAUAUGCUGAACUUGGAAAAAACAAUGACAUGAUUGCUGGACAUACUCUUAAAAAUACUUAUUAUUUCGUAUUUACGGAUGAUAGUCUUCUUCCUUUAGAAAGGUUUGAAUACACACCUAAAGAACUUGCUUUAUUUAAUAUUCAACAAAAGGCUUACCGUUGGACAUUUCGAAAAACACAAGAAGAACGAUUAGUUCACUGGGAGCAGAUGCCUUUCAAGGUUGAAGAUAUUCAAAAUAUCCCUUUCAUUGUUGAAGACAGUACAAUCGAACAAAAUAAACCGGACAGGCCUAACUCUAUUCGAGAAAUUGCUUAUAUGGAAACUCGAUUUAUUGCUUUAAUCUUUCCAAACGAAUUGCAGAAAAGGAAUUUUGAGAUUCAUCGUACAAUAGCAAGGGCAAGAGAUUUCCAAUCGCCCAAAGGUAGGGAAGAUGAAAUUGCGUAUAAGACCGAAUUGAAACAAAAUCCUUCUAAAUUUCUUUAUGAUCUGGAUCUUAUGGAGAGUCUACCUUCGAGUCAAAGGCGUGCCCUUUGGGUUGAACUCGCUGACUUUUCGUCAAAACAAGAAACUGAUCCCUUAUUGUCUCUCUGGAAACGGCAAGUGAUUAAUUGUCGAAUUGGACAUCCCAAACUUCACACGGUCCCUAUUUCGGCCUUCUUUUGCGUUGAAAACCAACCACGUUUAGUUGGUGUGAAAACGGCUACUGCUACUUCUUUUUUCUACAUUGAUAGAGAUUUUACAAUAUAUGAUUCAAAAACACAGGCUCUUUUGAGAAGUGCUCCAUCUCGGUCUGCUCAAAACUGGCUCCUUAUAAUUCAACACUUGGAGUUUCUUGGCAGAUCUUUUCCUCAUCUGAUUCACCUUGACAAGUAUUACGGUUUUCUUGACUAUCAAAUGGACUACUUCAAAACUUAUACGGAAAACAAUUUGGUGCAACCCGUCAAAAGUACCUCAAAUCUCCAAGAAAUGAUUAUGCAGCAAGUUUGAGUGUCUAUGCAUUCAAGUUUUCGCCUUACAUUCACGGCUUUAAAAUACGAAAGCUGAAAGUCUGAAUGCCAAAGCGUUAGAAAUUUACGAUUGUUUAACCUAUAUAGAUAACAAAAUACGUUAGGUUUUUAAGAAUUAAUGUUGAUAAUUUCUUUUUCUCUUAUAUGAAUCCAGCA